AUUCUUACAUUGUGCUUCAUAUCGUACAUUCAUCAUAAAUCAUGCAGUCGACGCUUUUUGUACUGUUUUUGGCAGCAGCCAGUACGGUUUUCUACGCCGCCGGCCAGGGGCAGGGUCCGCCAUGCAACCCGGGCAACCCCAACUUCAACUGCACGGAUAGUUGUGACUGCGCAGAAUUGCGGUACUGCCCCCCGGCUUUCCCUUGCUUCCGCCUGCCCAGCGGCAACGAGACCGAGCCUAGCUGCGACUGCAACCAGCUGACGCCGUGCGACUCGUCACACCCGUGCUGGCGCACCACUGUCAUCAACGGGACGCUCACCGACAACAACUGCGACUGCGACUCAAUUGCCUGCAGCACCAGCCACCCGUGCUACCACCGCCAGUGUAGCUGUGACUGAACUGUGAGCUGGCCGUGACUGGCCGUUCACAGAUCACAGUGGCCGUUCUGAAACCGGUUUUUCGAUUUUACCUAGCUAGGUAGUUUGGUGCAAGAGGCCUCUGAUCUGACGUCAAUUGCCUGCUUCGCCUGAGACUGUCGGCCUAGACAGCUUCACUCUGGACGAUAAAUUUGAAUACAGAAUAGCAUUACAGUCGCAUAAUUCGAGUGCGUUUUGUUAAGUUUCAUCCAUCAUAACUACAGUGUAGUUGGUCAUGGAUUGGCAUCAUUAAUUGGCAAGGAAGACCAAAAUCUGGAAUUACAUAUCUGAAAUAAAUGCAAUGAUAUGAU
Amphibalanus amphitrite is the source of this 727-nucleotide messenger RNA. RefSeq names its product cement protein 20-like. Lineage: Eukaryota; Metazoa; Arthropoda; Thecostraca; Balanomorpha; Balanidae. The transcript is spliced from 2 exons. The coding region runs from base 42 to 398 and encodes 118 amino acids. The record is from RefSeq and is a predicted model, not a curated record.